UCUUCCUUGGAUACCCCAGGACCCAAAAAGGGUAUAAGUGUUAUAACCCUAACUCUCAUCGGUCCAUUGUGUGCUCAGAUGUCACUUUCUUUGAGUCGGUUCCUUUUUUCUCGAGUAUUGAGGUUCCUUUUCUUGCUCCUGUGGUUCCACUUCCUAUUCCUGUUGAUGACCCCCUUCCCGUGGUUCCUGUUCCAGCUAUAGAUUCCCUUCCCGUGGCUUCUGUUCCAUCUCUAGCUUCUCCAGUACAGGCUAAUACUGAGAAGCCACCAAUAACACAAGUGUAUACUCACAGAAGGGCACCGGCCCCUCCUCCAAUUCAGACCUCAUUAACAGAUCUUGUGAUUGCACCUCCUCCUUCUAACCUUGAUCUUCCUUUUGCAUUGCGGAAAGGUAUACGUAGUUGCACAUCCCAUCCUAUUUCUCUUAUGUUUCCGUUGCUCACCUUUCUACUUCCCAUCGCCACUUUAUAUCUUUGCUAUCCUCUGUUUCCACUCCUAAGAUUGUACAGGAAGCCCUUACCUCUCCAGGGUGAUGACAAGCAAUGGAAGAGGAAUUGUCUGCUUUACAACACAAUCACACGUGGGAACUUACUACUCUCCCUCCCGGUAAGCAUGUUAUUGGGGGUAAGUGGGUCUACAUAAUGAAGUAUCUUCCACAUGACAAUGUGGAAUGAUUAAAGGCCAGGUUAGUGGCCAAGGGCUAUUCUUAGUUAUAUGGUGUUGACUAUACAGAGACAUUCUUUCCUGUGGCUAAGAUUGGUUCAUUUCGGGUAUUAAUUUCAUUAGCAACAAUGUAUGAUUGGCCUCUCUUGCAACUAGACAUCAAGAAUGCCUUCCUGCAUGGUGAUUUGAUUGAGGAAGUAUAUAUGGUGCAACCACCAGUUUGUUGCUCAGGGGGAGGAUAAAAAGGCAAUCUAUGGGCUAAAACAAUCUCCACGUGUGUGGUUUGGUAGAUUCAGUGAAGUAGUGAAGAACUUUGGCAUGAAACAAUGUCAAGUAGAUCAUUUUGUGUUUGGCCAUGACUUAAAAGAUGGGACAAUCUUGAUAGUGGUGUAUGUGGAUGAUAUUGUCAUAAUUGGUAGUGACAACAAUGGGAUUGACAGAUUAAAAAACUUCCUACAAAAUCACUUUCAUAGGAAGGAUCUUGUUAAGCUGAAAUACUUCCUGGGAAUAGAAGUUGCAAGGUCAAGGCAUGGAAUUAACUUGUGUCAAAGGAAAAAUGUCCUUGACUUACUUGAAGAAACAGGGUUGUUAGGUGCCAAACCAGCCGAAACACCUAUGGAAUCAAAUGCUAAGUUGAGUAUUGAUGCAGGUGAAGAGUUUGAUGAUCCUGGAAGGUACAAGAGGUUGGUGGGAAAAUUGAACUAUCCGACUAUCACACGGCCAGAUAUAUCAUUUGCUGUAAGUAUGGUGAGUCAGUUUAUGCAACAUCCUAGGGUUCCACAUUGGGAAGUCGUUCUAAGAAUAGUUAAGUAUCUAAAGGGUGUUCCAGGCCAUGGUCUGUUACACAAAAGUGAAGGAACUCUUGAGAUAGAAGGGUAUACAAAUGCUGAUUAGGCUGGAUCUGUGUCAAACAAAAGAUCAACUACAGGAUAUUGUACAUUCCUUAGUGGCAAUCUAGUAACUUGGAAAAGCAAGAAACAAAUAGUGGUGGCAAGGAGCAAUGCAGAAGCUGAGUACAGAGCUAUGACUCAUACUACAUGUGAACUAGUAUGGCUGAAGAAUUUGUUGCAAGAAAUGGGGUUCUCAAUUGACUGACCCAUGAUGUUAUACUGUGAUAAUCAAGCUGCUAUACACAUUUCUUCUAAUCCAGUCUUCCAUGAGAGAACAAAGCAUAUUGAAGUCGAUUGCCACUUUGUAAGAGAAAAAGUGAUCGAUGGAGUGAUAACUACAGCUCAUGUAAGUUCAAGAAACCAGUGGGUGGAUUUGUUUACAAAGGGGCUGUCUCGGGGCAGAGUAGAUUAUAUAUGUGACAAGAUGAGACUAUAUAACAUAUAUUCUCUAGCUUGAGGGGGAGUGUUAGAGUCGACAAUACAAGGGUAUUUUGGUCAU
This is a messenger RNA of Nelumbo nucifera (sacred lotus), 2051 nucleotides long. NCBI's taxonomy places the organism in Eukaryota, Viridiplantae, Streptophyta, Magnoliopsida, Proteales, Nelumbonaceae. The record is from RefSeq and is a predicted model, not a curated record.